Messenger RNA from Saccoglossus kowalevskii, 2409 nucleotides. RefSeq lists its product as uncharacterized. The record is from RefSeq and is a predicted model, not a curated record. Lineage: Eukaryota; Metazoa; Hemichordata; Enteropneusta; Harrimaniidae.
AUGAGUUGUCCAGAUAGCAACAACAGGACAUCAUCAGUAGCGUGGAUGAACCCACUGACUGGAUUACCAUUUGGGAUCUCAAGUGCCUCAGAAGUCUUCCAGAAAAUUUUAGCACAACAUUUAGAAGGUCUAGAAGGUUGCUGCAACUCAGUAGAUGAUAUCUUAGUAUACACAAAAACAAAGGAAGAACACAAUGAGGGACUUUUAAAAGUUCUUGAUCCUCUUUGUAAAAUUGAAAUACGUCUAAAACAAACGAAAUGCGUCGUUGGUGCAACAGAAGUAGUGCAGUUGCCAUACCAACCAUUGAAACCAGGUGACCAAGUUCGUGUCCAAAAUGACAAAAUCUGGACACCGGGAGAGGUAGUAGCAGCAACAGAACAACCCAGAUCAUACCAGAUCCUAACACCCAAUGGAAAAGUACUCAGGAGAAACAGAAGUCAUAUUAGGAAAAUUCCAGGCAGCAGUGAGAAAACCAGCAGUGAACAAUUACCACCAGUUUCCAUAGAAGACAAUAUUGAAUCCAAUCGAAACACUAUAAAUGUUCAGAAGCCCAGUCCUAGAAAAAUUGCAAAACCGGCAAUUUGGGUUGCAUUCCGCCUGGAACCAGCUAAUCCUCAUGCUGAGAUUGGUCGCAGAAGUCAUAUUGUCUCUUGGGUAAUUGCGGUCAGAAAAUUUAAGGAAACAUAUCCAAAUAUUACGAUAGUCGAAAAUCAGUACCACCAUUCAACCAAGAAAACUAAGAGAGAUAAAGAAUUGGAAGUCAAGUUAAGAGAAGAAUUGGAUUGUCACUAUAAGAGGAUAAAAUAUGUACAACCAAUUCCAGGGAAGAGAAAUCAUGAAGUGGAUCUGAAUAAAACUUAUUCUGUUCUCAAAUUGGUUGAUAGAAAACAAAGAGAGAUUCAAAGAAAACGUGGCAAGUCAGAUCAAUGGAUGGUAGAAUCAGAAGACAAAGACAUUGAUCUUGAGAAGAUAUUCAUCUCAUCUGAUGAUGCAGAAACCCCACGACGUAUACUGAUUGAAGGGGAGGCCGGUAUUGGCAAGACCUCAUUAUGCAGAAGACUUGCUCAUGAUUGGCAAAGUCAGAAAGAAUAUAUUAAUGAUAGAUUUAAAUUUAUUUUUUUACUGGAAGGGAAAAAAUGUAGUAAGAGUCUUAAAGAAGAGUUAAGAGGACAGGGUUUGAUAUCUGAAGCCAUUGAUUGUGAUGAAAUGUGGGAAUAUUUGAAGAACAACAAUGAAGACAUACUUUGGGUUAUUGAUGGUUUAGAUGAGCUUUCUAUAUCUAAUGAAAGUGAAAUUGUGAAACUAAUAAAAGCUGAUAUCUUUCGCAAAUCAACUGUGAUAAUAACAUCUCGUCCAUGCAUGGAGGAUUUGUUAGAUCCUGAGACAAAUUAUUUUGACAGAAAAAUUAUAAAUUUAGGCUUUACUCAGGAGACUGCAGUUUCAUUAAUAAAAGAACAUUUUAAAUCUAAACCAGACCUUUUCAAUAUAUUUGAUUUAAAAGUCUUAGAGCAUUUUUCGAAUAUUGAAGAUUUAUUACGAAAUCCCUUAAUGUGUAUCAUUCUUUGCUUUUUAAUAGAAGAGAAAGGUGAGAUGAUCAGUAACCCUGACAUUAAUUUCUAUCAAUUGGUCAGAAUGUUGUCAGAUUGUCUGUUCAACAGAUUUUCAGCACAACACAAAUCUGAGUUGACUGAAUGCAAAGACAGAACCAGAAUGAUAGCUUUUAGGGGAUUGAUGCAAAGAAAACACAUGUUCACACUGAAAGAUAUAAAUAAUAUCAUUUCAUCCGAUUUAAAAGCUGAUGAUGUCUUGUUUCAGACAGGAUUAUUUAUGAAAGAGCUCAGUGUUACCAUUACUGGAGAUGAAAAUGACUUGUAUGUCUUUCCACAUAAGGCAAUACAAGAAGCAUUAGCUGCUCAAUAUGUAUAUUCACUUACAGAUGAGUUGGAAAGAAAGGAAGCUAUAAUUGGAAUUUCCCGCUCACGCUUAUUUUGGCCUCCUGUCAUAUUAGUGUACUUGUGUGUUUUAUUUACAGACAAAAAUGACACCGACAAACUUAAAGAACUAUUUAAUAUAUUUGUCUAUCAUCUCACGACACAUCAUUGUCCAAGUGGACAACCAGUAUUAUCUGGAUCCUCUGACAGCACAUUUAUAGAAUGUUUGUUAGUUUCCAAUGGUUAUCAGUAUUAUGCAAAGAGUUGGUCAGAGCGGUUCUCAUCAAAAAAGUGCAUCUUAGACUUAACCUCAGGCACAAAAUGUAAACACGUAGCUGCUUUGGAUAGGUUGGUUAAAGAAAGAAUGUUUGCAAACACUAUUACUUCUGUUAAAAGUUCUUCCGAUAACGAUAGACAUUUAGUUUCUUCCAUUCUUCAGCAACUUGCAAUCAUUAGAAGCUAUCACUUUACACCGUAG